UGUGGGACGCGCCUAUUCUUAGGUUGGAGACUUCUUUCACACCUAUCAAAAACUAUAGACGUCAAACCGUAAUGUAAUAGCAAGUUUCAGAAAAGUUUAUUCCUUCAGAAAAAAAAAUUCAACAUAAAAAAAUGAUAUCUUUAUUUCGCUCGACUCGAGAAAUAUUUGUCAAUACUAACAUAAUACCUAAAUAUGUAUCUACUUCAUCUUCAUUAUUGCUGAAAGAAAUCCAAUCAAAACAAGAAAAUGAUAUCCUCGUUCUCCAAGGAGUCGACGUACCUUCUCCACGCGCUGAUAAAAUGCUCAAUGCUGCUUGCCAGGCCAAGUUCUGUCCCGAGUGCACUCUGGGACUGGAUAUAAAACAUACGGACGUUCUUAUUCUUAGCCAGUAUGUUCGUUCCGAUGGUUGUAUGCUUCCACGCCGCAUAACCGGACUGUGUCGUCGCCAACAAAAGAAAAUGGGAACCCUCGUGACAAUGGCACAAAAAGCUGGUCUAAUGUCAAAUCUAACACCAGCAUGGAGUGCAAAGGACCCUAAGAGACGUGCUGGCUGGAAAAAAUUCAACAAGUACUUCUUCGAGUCCACAAUUAAAUAUUAAAAGUUUCAUUGUCUUAUUUCUCUAAUAAAUUAUAUAAUUUACUGAUUAACAAAA
Molecule: messenger RNA, 653 nt
Organism: Episyrphus balteatus (marmalade hoverfly)
Lineage: Eukaryota; Metazoa; Arthropoda; Insecta; Diptera; Syrphidae
Gene: mRpS18A
Product: 28S ribosomal protein S18a, mitochondrial
Exons: 2
Coding region: 132-599 (155 amino acids)
Biological process (GO): mitochondrial translation
Cellular component (GO): ribosome; mitochondrial small ribosomal subunit
Molecular function (GO): structural constituent of ribosome; small ribosomal subunit rRNA binding
Source: RefSeq, a predicted model, not a curated record